CCUGGAAUGCUAUGGCUAAUCCACCUUUACUUAUACAUUUAAUUAUAAGUGAAUACAAAAUGUCAAAACAAUAUUUUUAUAUUAAAAUGCAAUUAUAUUUAACAUUUAUAUGGUUUCUGUUAUGUCUGUUUAUAUUAGUAUAGGGCAUAAAAAGUGACAUUUCCUGUGGUCAAGUGUCAAAUUACUGCCUGUCCCGGUUGCCUAGCAACCCAAAAUAAUAAAGGCUACUCGAAAGUAAGGGAUCAAGUGCACUCGUUAAACAGCAGUAGUAAGUGUAAAGUAGUAAACAUGUAUCAGCGCGCGGAGAUAUACCUGCCCCGAAAGAAGAAGGUUCCAGAAGCCUUCCGCUCAAACACCUACAGGAUAUUUGAUGAAAAAGUCCCCGAGCGAUUAAAUCCAGACGAGGCGUACAAGGACCACAAAUAUGCAUCCCGAGAUCCAGAAGUGACAGAGAUGCUAAAGACACACAAUAUCCCACAGCCUUACAAUGUCAAGUUCAUCAGCACCAAUGUGAGGUUCCUCAACGAGCCCAUUGUUCAUAUGGAAACUGAGAACACAAAGGACGAACAGUGUAAAUGGUGGCUGAAUACACCGGACAAGAAAGUGCCUAGAAAAACAACAUACAGUAAGGAGAGCACUCAGAGACGUGACUACCAACCGAUCACACACAUUCCAGUGACCAGGGUUCAAGAGGAGAGAACUAAGCUUCCAGCUACAGGAAUCAUUCCGACUUUGAGUCCUCUUGGCCAGCCUAAAGAAUUAGUGGAGCACAUGUCCUUCAUUCACCAGUAUGACUCCAGGAGAAAUCAUGACCAACCCUAUCAAGGAAAACGUCACGGAGCCUUUGUGUGGAGCGAGAGGGGGGAGAUGGGGCCCAGUGCAUUCCAGAGCUCGGAGGGGCUUCGUUCGGACUCAGAGGGGAAAACGUACAAUAUGAACCUUUCCCAGCAUGCCCUUCUGUCCUCUCCACAGAUGUAUGUGUCCACUGGGACCUUCUCCACCCAGUCAAGCCCUGACCAUGGGAACUCCUACAGCAGGAAUGACAAGAUGGCAGGGAUCCCCGCUUAGGCUGGUGGGAUCAAAGUCGCAGCGUGAACCAUGCUGCACUUGGGUUUGGGAAAUACGCAGUGAAUCGUCCUUGCCAUCUCUGGUGUCAUAUCAGUCCUGUUACAAACUAUAACUUAUAAUAAAGAGAAUAAUACAUCUCCGUUUCUUUUCACAACUGUGUUGUGCAUCGUAUUAUUGAAAACAGGUUUGCUGACUGAAAUUAAGUAAUUUUUUUUCACAAAAAGGUAAUAGAGCGUUCACCCUCAGAUUCCUGCUUUCAUUCAGAUGAUUCUAUUUUCUAGAGAUUUAAUCAGUAGUGAAUCAUGAAUAUUUGGGUACUGCUCCUGUUAUUUGUCCAUAUUUUAGCAGCUUACUCACUUUAAAUGACCAUAUCACCACCAAAAUAGUUCAUCUGUGGCACAAAACAAAUAAAAUGUGAUGUAAUGCUUGUGCCUUGACCCACCCAGUAAGAGCCACUGCUGUUCCAUACGUUACAGUAAUGCCUCAUCAAAUAUGAAUGCAUUAAGGAUGCACUGUAUGGGAAAAAGUCCUGAGGUUUAAAUGCUUAAUGGAGAGGCUAAGAGUCCACCCACACAGACCACAUUCUCAUAACACAGAAACAGGGCAAGUGUUUAUGUCCGGUUGUUUGUUUAAGCUGCAAUGCACUUGACUUUGACACUAAACAUUAUGUUUAAAAAAAAGGCAUGUACAGUUUUUUAUCUUAUGCACUUUAUUUUUCACCCACAAUUCUAAUUCAAGAUCAAUAAAGCAUAUGUGUGUGUA
Messenger RNA from Pangasianodon hypophthalmus (striped catfish), 1830 nucleotides. RefSeq lists its product as uncharacterized. The transcript has 5 exons. The record is from RefSeq and is a predicted model, not a curated record. The coding region runs from base 289 to 1068 and encodes 259 amino acids. Lineage: Eukaryota; Metazoa; Chordata; Actinopteri; Siluriformes; Pangasiidae.